Molecule: messenger RNA, 1950 nt
Organism: Seriola dumerili (greater amberjack)
Lineage: Eukaryota; Metazoa; Chordata; Actinopteri; Carangiformes; Carangidae
Gene: hrh2a
Product: histamine receptor H2
Exons: 4
Coding region: 1-1179 (392 amino acids)
Biological process (GO): adenylate cyclase-activating adrenergic receptor signaling pathway
Cellular component (GO): membrane
Molecular function (GO): G protein-coupled receptor activity
Source: RefSeq, a predicted model, not a curated record
AUGUCAAAAGUGAUGCUGGGUGUCAUCCUGUCCCUCCUCAUCCUUCUGACUGUUGGUGGUAAUGUGCUGGUGUGCCUCGCUGUCUGUGCCUCUCGACGCCUCCGCUGCCUCACCAACUGCUUCAUUGUGUCGCUGGCCGUGACAGACCUGCUGCUUGGCCUCCUGGUCCUCCCUUUCUCCGCCCUCCUCCAGCUCAACGACGAGUGGCCGCUCGGCCCGGCCUUCUGCAACUUCUACAUCUCCAUGGAUGUAAUGUUGUGCACUGCCUCAAUCCUCACCCUCCUGGCUAUCAGUGUGGACCGCUACCUGGCAGUGACCAUGCCUCUGAGAUACGCCUCACUGGUUUUACCGUGGAAAGUUGCGGUGGCCAUGGUCAGUGUUUGGACAGUGUCUGUGGCCGUGUCUUUCUUGCCCAUUCAAAUGGGGUGGAACACUGUUAAUGGGACAGUGCAGAACCAUGGGCCCUGGGCUCCAGAGAGGAAAUGUCGUUUUGAACUAAAUAGACCCUACGUCCUGACCGACUCUCUUCUUACUUUCUACCUGCCUCUGAUGGCAAUGUGCUGGACUUACCUCCAAAUACUUCGCAUUGCAAGGGAACAGGCUAAGCGCAUUGUCAGUGCCCGACCCACUUGCAUCACUACCUACAACUACAGAAACAAUCAAUCUACCAGUACAACUGUGGUUUCCAGUGUGACAGCAGUUGCUCUGCGGGAACACAAAGCCACAGUGACACUGGCUGCAGUAAUCGGGGCUUUUGUUGUGUGCUGGCUGCCUUAUUUCAUCCUGUUCACAGUGUUGGGCCUGAAGGAGCACCCAGACCCCAGCAUAGUACCAGAAUUUCCAAUUGUGUUGUGGCUGGGUUACGCCAACUCAGCCCUCAACCCUAUCCUCUAUGGAGCUCUCAACAGGGACUUCAGGUCAGCCUAUACCCAUCUACUGAGAUGUCGAUGCCCUACUUACUUACAGAGGAGCCGACAGCCGUCUCUCACUGUAACAGCAGCCAGAGAGCAGCUUACAGAGGUGACAUUGCUGUGUGGCCACACCCCUGUCACAUGCAGGGCAGGUCUUGCAGAUCAAAACUUCAUGCUUCAAGAAAUGAAUAGUACGACCACAGCAACUAUUCAAUUUGCAAACGGCACUGCUACCACAGAUGUCAAUGGCAAUGAAAGGUCGUGCUGAGCCUGUGCCGAUGAGGUGGAUGUUGUGUUCACUGUGGUUACAACAUGGAACCAGAAUCCAUCCUGAGUAGAGAACACACCAGACAGACAAAAAGAUGGACCAAGACUUACAGCCCCUCUAUUUGGAAGCUUUCAGUGCCACGGCACAACCACAUAAUACACCAUCACUCACUCUGUCCACAAUUUAACAAACAAAAACGUGAGAGAACAGGACCUCAGCAACUCCACACCUCAUCAGCAAGAACCAACUGGACGCACACAACUGGCCUCAGUCCGUCCUGGAUUGAACAAAUGAAGACGCUUGUACGUGGAUGAAGCUGCAACUCAAGUUGUCUAACCCAAUAAGUCCAUCGCAUCCAACCAUCACACAGGGGCAACAAGUGGCCCCGACAUGCUCUUGACUCUUAACCGUGGUUAGUAUUGCAGUAUUGGAAGACUGAAUGAGACCAGCCAAUCAACAUGACGCUCAUCAAUCUAAUGAACUGGACUUUUUAAGCUGACUCAAGACUGCACUCCAGUGGAAAUACAAAGUAUCACAACUUCAAUAAAGUAAAUGGACUUCUAAUUAAAAAUGGGUGUUUCCUCAAGAUCAGAAAAGGGAAGGGGAAGAGGUGAUAAAUGGACUUUUGAAUGUGUUAAAAUGUGUGACAUUUGAAUGUGGAGCAUGCAAACUAAUGUUACAUGUCACUUCUGAAGAAUGUAGCUGCCUCCAGACUUUGUCUUCAAAUGUAUGUGUUUUAUCAUACUAUAAAAAUAACUGAGGACUGAAAAG